GAUGGCAAUAAAAUAAAAUAUGGCGGGCGCGGCCAUUAUUAAGGGCUUCUGUUGUAUUAGAGAGAGCACGCUGAAAACUGUUAAGAAGUUAUUUGUUUUGCUAUCAAAUAAUUACUGAAAGGCUAAAAUGCGACGUAAAAGUGAGCGUACCGCAAGCAAAAAAGGGAAGGCUUCACCAGAGAAAAAGGUUGAGAAGGUAAAACGUACUAGAACUAGACGUACUAGAAAGCAGUCAUCAUCUACGGAGAACGAAUCUGCUGAUGAAGGGAGUCCAGUUAGGGAAAUUGAAAGUGCCGGUGAUGCAGAAAAGAAGCCACCAGUAACACCCGCUAAAGAAGACAGCCCUGAAGAAGCCCAGGAUCAAGUGUGGCGUGUUAAAACUACUGAGGCCUCUGGUGAUAUUAAAAAACUGAAAAUAUGUCUGACGCGACCGCCAUCUACGCCAGAAAGAGUCGAUAGAUCUCCACGUAGCAAAAGAAAGCAUUCCCGCGCGACCAGUUCUAGCGAUACUCCAAGUGUAGAGGGUGUGGAUGAUAAAAAGAAAACUAGGCAUCGCUCCAAACGGUUAGCUCGAGACUCUAAAGAGGGUUCUGAAAAGAACGACAGUCAUGGAGAAGAGGUUGAACAUCAAGAUCAUGAUAAGUCUAGUGACGAAGUUACUCAAAGCGAGACAGUUGAAGAAACCGAGACUCCCAUGUCUACUACUAAUGAAGAAACGAAAGUUACUGAAAAUUUGAUACAAUCCAGUCAAGAAGUACCAGAAAGUAAUGAAACAUCUAAGGUAAUUGAGACCCAGGAUACUGAAAAGGCUUCUGAUGCUGAUACAACUGUUGCUUCACCUAAAGAUGAAACAAGAGUUGCAUCACCACCAGCAGAACCAAUUGUUGAAUCUAACACUGAUAGCCAAGAAGUACAACCAUCUGAUAUAACUGAGACCAAAAGUCCUGAACAUGCUAAUGUCACAGAGAAGGAAAGCCCAGUCCGUCAGAGAGAAGAGUCUGUUGAGAAGUCUGAAGUUCUAGAAUUGCAUGCUGAUGAUAGUAAAUGUGAAUCUUCCGAUAAUGAGGCCAGCCAAUCUAAAGAGGAACCUAAGGAUGAACCAACAGUCACCCAAGAAGAGACCACUGCCCCUGAAGAACAAAAGGUAAGUAUAGUAAAUGAAGAAAGUAUCAGUAAGGACACUGAGAAAAUUGAUUCUGAUGGCAAACAAGCUAUUAAUCAACCUGAUGUUGUAGAGAGUUCUGACAAAGUAGCAAAAGAAACAAAUGAACAAGAAAUCACUACCAAAACGGAAGACCAACCGCCUGUGGAAAAACCUAAAGAUGAAACUGAACAAGAACCUAAUAAGACAAAGGAGCCACAAACACCAAUUGAAUCUGUAAAACCUACAAAAGAUGAGCCUAUUGCUAAUGGUCAAACUGCCCCUGUUUCAGUGGGCAGGAAGAGAAGGUGGGGCUCCAGGAGCUCUAAACUUACAACCCAAAAGUCAAUAACAAUAUCAACAGAUGUGUUAAAGGAUAUUAUUCCAGAUGUGAAGCCCGUGGAGUUUGAUGAAGUUAUAGAAGAGAAAAAACACAAGAGAACAGAAAAUCAGGAAAGAAUUGAGAGACCUGUGCUUCCAAAGAUUAUAAUUGAUAAUACAGAAAAUGUGGAAUUGAAAAAGGAAUCUGAGGAAAAGGAAAAAGACCCUCAUACUCCUAAGCCAAGAGAUUUAGCUUCCAAUAGAAAAAUAUCUAUAAUUAAAGAUAAUGAUAGUAUAAUAGCAAGACCUCCAAGUCCGCCUAGAAAUAAACAGUCCUGUAUAUUGUAUAUCACUAAUUUAGUGAGACCAUUCACAUUACCACAACUGAAAAAUCUAUUACAAAGAACUGGAAGGAUUACUGAGAACGGAUUUUGGAUAGAUAGGAUCAAGUCAAAAUGCUUUGUUCAAUAUGAAACUGAAGAUCAAGCAGUAGAGACGAGGCAUGCAUUACAUGGUGUUACGUGGCCUGUCUCAAAUCCCAAGACACUCCAAGUUGACUUUUCAACACAAGAGGCUUUUGAUAAGGCAAAGAUAAAUGAAGAGACAGACACUGCACCAGUUUCAACUAUCCCUGGAACUGUGGAGGACUGGCUUCGGGAGCAAGACAUGAAGAGGGAACGUGGGGACCUGGAAAAGCCAUGGGAGCGGAAGACGGCAACUCGGGAAUGGGAUCUUGGCAAGAAUGAUAAAGAUAAAGACAAGGAUAUUAAGCUAAGGCGUGACGAACGUCCCAUUGAUAAGAGACGGCAUAGAUCGCCAGAAAAGAGUCCGGAACCAGCAAGGAAAUUCAAGAAGAAAGAAGAAGAAGCUCCCGCUAAGCUGUUGGAUGACUUAUUUAGAAAGACUAAAACAACUCCAUGCAUAUACUGGCUGCCGCUCUCAGCUGAAACGAUAGCAAUAAAGGAGGAACAGCGGCGCCAGCACAUGGCGGAGCACGAGCGCCGGCUGCAGGAGCUGCGCCGGACGCACCGCCGCCACUAUCACUUGAUCAAAACGAGCAGGGGACGUCCGCUGUGGGAAACAGAUGCACUACGACUGACAUCAGUUCCACUUGACAUUGCGUCGAUGUGCCGGCGUUUCGGCCAGACCGUGUGCGCUUGCCGCGAACAGAAAUCCAGCAUGGCGCGGGCUUCAUGGUGGUGCUUGCUGGCCGCGCUGGUGGCGACCGCCACUGCCCAGCAGAACUUCACCAUUGGCGACUUCCUGUCUGGACAGUUUACCCAAAGGGGCUUUACCGGGAGAUGGAUUUCGGACUUUGAGUUCACAUAUACCGUCGCUGGAGAACCCGGUAUCUACGUGUUCAAUGUCAACACUCUGACCGGUAGCGUCCUGGUAUCUGGGGAACUGAUGGAAUUCCUGAACACCAACAACCCAAUCUUGUCGGCAGACAGGCAGUACAUUCUGGCUUCAAGCGAAGUCGAGUCGGUUUACAGAUACUCGACGACAGCCAAGUACUCCCGCUACGAAAUCGCCACGAACACUGUCACUCAGAUUGCAAACCACCAGCGCCUGCAGUUGUGCAUUUUCGGCGGCGGUCACUCCCUCGCCUAUGUCCUGGACAACAACGUGUACUAUCUCCCUGAGAACAGGCAGGAGGCCAUUCAGAUCACAACUGAUGGUAUUCCUGGAGUCUAUUAUAAUGGACACGCUGAUUGGGUGUAUGAAGAGGAUGUCAUGUACACCGGGCAAGCUACAUGGUUCUCCACUGAAGGUUCGUACCUGGCCUUCGCGACUUAUGACGACACCGAGGUGGAGAGCUACUCCUACUACUACUUCCUGGACAACACUGAUGAAGGACGUCUGUACCCUGAGCUCGUGGACCUCAAGUAUCCUAAGGUCGGCCGCAAGAACCCAACAGCAAUUCUUCGCGUGGUGAACCUAGCUAACUUGGUAGCGACCAACACUCCGACCUUCAUAACCCUGGAGCCGCCAGAGGCAGUCACAGCAGACCAUAUCCUCGGCGGAGUGACCUGGAUCACGGACACGGAGAUCGCCACACACUGGCUGAACAGGCGACAGAAUUACACUGUGUUGAGGAUUUGCAAUAUUGUUACUUUGGAUUGUGAGGAAGAACAUCGCCAACAGCCCAAUGGUUGGGUUCCCAUCGCUUUACCCCGCUUCAGCAGUAAAGGUGACUUCUUCGUGUCCACCCGCUGGUCACUACCCCAGGCCGAUGGUAACAUCUGGCAGCAGCUGUACGUGAGCAUCCGCGUCAAUGGCGAGAUUAUCUCGAGCUCUGUAACUCCUGGUGCCUUCACCGUCAAUAAUUACAUCGGCAUGGAUGAAACUACGCUGUCUUACUACUACACCCGCACAGUGACAGGCGAACCCUGGGAGACGCAAGUCCACGUGACCGGCGCGGGCACCGGCUGCCUCAGCUGCGCCCUGGAGAUGCCUGACGGAGGCCGGUGCACCUGGGCCACCGCCACGCUCAGCCACGGCGGCUCUUACAUGACCAUCACCUGUUCCUCGAAUGAAGAACCUUCGGCUACCUUUAUUUAUAAUCCUAGGACAAGACAAGUCCUAUACACCUGGGAAGACAACGCCAUCGUUCGCCAACGCCUCGUAGGCAGAGGUCGAUGGCAGAGCAUCAUCACCACCGUGCCCCUGCAGAACGGCUUCCCCGCCCCCGUGAGGCUGCUACUGCCCCCAGGAUUGGACGUCAAUGACAUACUCACGAAGUACCCCAUGAUAUUCUACGUGUACUCCGGACCUAAUACCAAUACGGUGUUUAAUACUUUUACUGUUGGUUACCAUUCGUACCUGACGACAAGCCGCAACAUCAUCUACAUGUUGGCCGACGGGCGCGGCUCCGGCCUCAAGGGGCAAGACAUCCUGUACUCGCUCAACAACGCGCUCGGAACUGUCGAGAUUGAGGACCACUUCGUUAUUCUCAAACAAGUCCUAGACCGCUACCAGUUCAUAGACCGCUCAAGGGUCGGCAUCUGGGGCCACAGCUACGGCGGCUACGCCACGCUGCUGACUCUACUCCAUGAUGACGAGCAUCUGUUCCAGUGUGGAGUCUCCGGAGCUCCUGUGACGUCAUGGAUUUAUUAUAACACGAUGUACACAGAGCGCUACAUGGGUCUACCCACCGAAGAAGACAACCUCAAAGGUUACCAAGACGGUGAUGUGAACCUCCUUGCUGAGAAACUCCGUGGACACGACUUCUAUCUCAUGCAUGGCAACGCUGACGACAAUGUGCAUUAUCAGAACGCGGCCAAGCUUAUGAGGGCUCUGCAAGAGUUGGACAUUCCUUUUGAACAGAUGUCAUACCCUGAUGAAGCUCACAGUUUGGCUGGAGUGAACCCUCACAGGUAUAGUGCGAUGGAUCGCUACUGGACCCGUUGUCUCAGGCUAGAAGAUUGGUACUAAACUUAACUCAAUUAAUAAAUUUAAAUAUUCCAACAGUUUGUAAAGUAUCAAGAAUUUUAAUAAUACAUGGUAUUUUGUACACUGUUGACCGUAUCACUUUCCAAUUCUACAUGAAUUGAUAAAAAAUGUGCAUAAUAUACAAAUAGCAAAUAUUAAUAUGCUGUUUACAACGAUAUUAUAUUUAUUUUGUUCAAAUAAUAGCUAAGUUUAAUUUUAUUAUAAACAUUUUCAAUAAAAUAUUUUCUAGA
Molecule: messenger RNA, 5145 nt
Organism: Helicoverpa zea (corn earworm)
Lineage: Eukaryota; Metazoa; Arthropoda; Insecta; Lepidoptera; Noctuidae
Gene: Acci
Exons: 22
Coding region: 128-4897 (1589 amino acids)
Biological process (GO): proteolysis
Molecular function (GO): RNA binding; dipeptidyl-peptidase activity; serine-type peptidase activity
Source: RefSeq, a predicted model, not a curated record